This is a messenger RNA of Cadophora gregata, 1495 nucleotides long. RefSeq names its product proteasome regulatory particle subunit (gene RPN8). Gene Ontology annotation, biological process: proteasome-mediated ubiquitin-dependent protein catabolic process. The coding region runs from base 512 to 1330 and encodes 272 amino acids. The transcript is spliced from 2 exons. Gene Ontology annotation, molecular function: metallopeptidase activity; protein binding. The record is from RefSeq and is a predicted model, not a curated record. Gene Ontology annotation, cellular component: proteasome complex. NCBI's taxonomy places the organism in Eukaryota, Fungi, Ascomycota, Leotiomycetes, Helotiales, Ploettnerulaceae.
GCUUAUUCUAUUCUUGUAACUUUACCUUUGUUGAACUCUAGAAACGAGCAAGUAAAGACAAGAGGUGAGAGAUAGCAUACCCUAUCAGGUUAGCGCGUUUGCGGGCGCUAGUCGGGACAGCUACGACAGCGUUCUAGCAGCCUUGUCUACAGAUGUCCAUCAGGUCCUCAUAAACAAAUAACUUCCCUCCACCACAACUACACUAUGCCUUCAACCACUGCAGAAACGAUCUCACUGGUCUCUAGGACAGUAUCUGUUGCUCCGCUAGUACUUCUUUCGGUCGCCGACCACUACGGGCGCAGCGCCAAAGAUUCCAAGAAGCGCGUAGUUGGCGUUCUGCUUGGACAAAAUGAUGGAAAGGACGUACGGGUUUCAAACAGCUUUGCUGGUAUGCGCACACAUGUCAUAUAUCAAGGGGAAAUCAAUGCUGACGCUGGAAUAAAAAGUGCCCUUUGAGGAAGACGACCGCGACCCAAGCGUCUGGUUUCUGGAUCACAACUAUGUCGAGUCAAUGGCCGAUAUGUUCAAGAAGAUCAAUGCCAGGGAGAAGCUGGUUGGAUGGUACCAUUCGGGGCCAAAACUGAGAGCUUCAGAUCUGGAGAUCAAUGAGCUAUUCAAGAGAUAUACACCAAAUCCACUGCUGGUUAUCAUUGAUGUUCAACCAAAGGAGGCUGGCGUUCCAACAGAUGCAUACUUCGCAGUAGAGGAAAUCAAGGAUGAUGGAACCACCACAACCAAGACUUUCGUACACACACCCUCGAUCAUCGAAGCUGAGGAAGCAGAGGAGAUUGGUGUUGAGCAUUUAUUGAGAGAUAUCCGGGACGUGGCGGUCGGAACUCUGUCGACGAGAAUCACAAAUCAACUACAAUCCUUGCAAGGUCUACACCUACGGUUACGAGACAUUGGCCAAUACCUCCAAAAAGUCCUGGACGGAUCCCUUCCCGUCAAUCACGCAAUACUGGGCAACCUCCAAGACGUCUUCAAUCUUCUACCCAACCUUUCCACACCCAAAGCCUCGUCACAUAUUCCUAAUGGUGUCGAUGCACCGGUCAAAAAUAACAGCGAGCUUGCACACGCUAUGAGCAUCAAGACCAACGAUCAACUCAUGGCUAUUUACCUCAGCAGUCUCAUCCGUGCCAUCACCGCUUUCCACGACCUGAUCGAGAACAAGAUCCAGAACCGUCAACAGCAAGAAGAUAAGGAGGCCAAGAAGGAUGAGGGCAAAGAUGACAAGGAAAAGAAGGCGAAUGGAGUGAAUGGAGUAAAUGGAGAGGCCAAGGAGGGUAAAGAGGCAGAAAAGGAGAAAGAGGACAAGGAUAAAAAGAAGUGAUGAAUGUAUGGAUGAUGGCGUUUAGUUCUUCUCCAAGCGGUGUUCAUGGGGCAUCAGAGCGGCGGGUUGGCUGGCAUAUUUCAAAUUAUGGAGAUAUGCCAUUGUAUCAUAGAUUCGUAGCUUGCAGACUAAUAGCAGCCACGCGAUUGUCCUCAUACAUUCAGU